Molecule: messenger RNA, 1080 nt
Organism: Polychytrium aggregatum
Lineage: Eukaryota; Fungi; Chytridiomycota; Chytridiomycetes; Polychytriales
Exons: 1
Source: RefSeq, a predicted model, not a curated record
GCCACGAGCAUCCGCUAUGACUUCUCGCUUGAAUUUAGACCGAUCGCAUCCUCCCACCCGCCUCUGCUCCAGUUUCGUCGCCGCAGGCCAGGUUCCCUGUGCUCUGGAUGCACCAGCUGCUGCAGAAUGUCCUCCGGCAGCUCCAUGGAUCUUUACACGCUGCCCUUUGGCCUCAAUCUCACUGACGCCAGCGGCCAUGUCUCCCCCCAGAAGCUGCUCUACUACCCGGAUGCCCCCGUCCCUCUCUCAAGCAGCAUCGCCAUCGCCUGGCUCGCUCUCUGCAUCGCGGCCUUUGCUCUCUCAUCGCUUCGCAUCUUUCUCUGGAUCCGCCAAGACCGCCUGCUGUGGAACCAGUUCCUUGACCAUGAGCUUGAGUCUCCACCACCAAGCCUCAAUCGCGUUGCGUCGCCCACGAAGCCGCCCUCAUCCCGGGUUGUGAGAGGAUCGGUCAUUCUCGUCAGCGACAGUGCUGCUGACUUUCAGCAGCCAAGCGCAAGGUGGCGACCGCCUCCUGCCUCAUCCCGGAGACCUGCCUUAUCUGCAUCGCAGGCGGCUGGGUUCCAAGACCCAACCGCUUCGGCUCACCUCAACUCUUCGUCAUCCGGCCGGCCGUCGCGACCACGCCGCGAACGAAGAGCCCACACCGGCAGGGUCUCGAUCGCCAAGAAGCCCUCCAAGGCAUACUUGAUGUCGCCGCUUGCUCCAUCAGGCGGGUCCGCCAGCCGUCGUUCGUUCGCGCCCAAGCCAAUCUUCAAGGACCGAGAUUCGAGUCUCAAUCGCCCAGGCAGUUCGUCUCAGCCCUCACAGUCGUCGAUGCUCGCGGCCAUGGCCAGCCGACACUAUCAUGCACGGCGCGGACAGUACUCUCGGCUCGAGGGCGAUAUGCUGUCCUCGGGCACCACCGUGGGUUCAGCAGCUACCCCGCCCCGCCGAUUCAUCAACCGGUCGCUGUAGUCCUGCAUGACCGCCUGUGGGCCUUAUGGAGCAUCGGCCCUGUAUCGCCUGACUCAAUCCCUCACCUCGCCAUUCCGCUCACGCACCUCAAACAUAAUCAGUCCGUAAUGCAGCACAUAAUGCAGC